UCAGUGUCUGAUGACAAAUUUCCCCCACGAAUCAUUAUCACUCAAUUCUGCAAGUGGUACUAAUUUACUAUCGCUGUUCUCUAGCCAGUCUAAAACCACUUUUGAUCUAAAGGGAUGCUUUUUGGAUGCCAUGGAUGGUUCUCAGUUUCAAGGCAGAAAGAACAGUAAAAAUGCAGGCAGGGCGCAGGACAAAGCACUCGGGACAAAAUGUAUGUGAAAUGGUUUGAUACAGUAAUGUUUUACUCUGUGGUUUUAGUUAUGGUUAAGAAUGUCACUUUUUAAAAUUUUUAAAUUUCCCGCCGGUUCCAGCCCCUGUAUGUCCUGUACGUCUUGACGCUUGCAGGAAGACAGAUGCUGGCAUCGGCCGAAGGAGAUGGUCGGGGACGCUGCAGGGGGGACA
This is a messenger RNA of Staurois parvus, 400 nucleotides long. The record is from the annotation of a GenBank genome assembly. Lineage: Eukaryota; Metazoa; Chordata; Amphibia; Anura; Ranidae.